Messenger RNA from Syzygium oleosum, 2717 nucleotides. Its product is annotated as probable methyltransferase PMT2. The transcript is spliced from 7 exons. NCBI's taxonomy places the organism in Eukaryota, Viridiplantae, Streptophyta, Magnoliopsida, Myrtales, Myrtaceae. Bases 489 to 2345 code for a protein of 618 amino acids. Gene Ontology annotation, molecular function: methyltransferase activity. The record is from RefSeq and is a predicted model, not a curated record. Gene Ontology annotation, cellular component: cytoplasm; endosome; trans-Golgi network.
UCUUCUUCUUCUACUUUUAAGAACAGGAACGAACAACGACCCCUUUAUCACAUGAAUUCGUCAUCUCUUUCUUGUCUGAUGAUUCCCCAAGAACGCAACCGUUGAUCCCCCCCCGUGAUCAGUCCGACCGCGAACAUCGUACCCAUCUCCACGAACCCACCAACUUCCAAGCGCCCGGAUCCAAAUUCUUGCGGCGUCGACUCCUCGGGAUCGUCGCUUUUUCUUGCAUCUGCGCGCGUCCUUGGGGCCGAGGGAGAGUGCCAAUUCUUGAAAGUUUCCUCAUUUUUUCUCGCCAAUUCGGGCUCUUUCGGCUCGCGGUUCUGCGCCCGAUCGUGGGUCCUUCGCCAAAGCCGUGCGGACGCGAGGGAUGGCGGGUCUUUGAUCUGAUCGAGGCCAAAUUUUUGGGUUCCGAACUGGCGGGUGUUCGAUUCUCGGAUUAAAUUUCGUUCUUUUUUCCGACCGCUGUGUCGACUGCGCAACCGUGCCUCAUGGCAUAUAAGGGCAUCCCAAAUGAGAGAAGGAGUAGGAGUUCGAUGCCUAUAUUUGUCGUAGUUGGUUUGUGCUGUGUCUUCUACAUUUUGGGUGCAUGGCAGCGAAGUGGUUUUGGAAAAGGAGACAGCAUUGCAGUUGAAAUCACCAAACAGGCAGAUUGCAGUAUCCUCUCCAAUCUACACUAUGAAACACAUCAAAACGGCGAUGCCUUGAUAAUGGAUGAUUCCAACACGGACAUCAAGGAAUUCAAGCCAUGUGGUGAUCAAUAUAUUGAUUACACGCCAUGUCAGGACCAAAUGCAGGCUAUGAUGUUCCCUCGAGAAAAUAUGAAUUACAGAGAGAGGCACUGUCCCACUGAAGAAGGGAAGUUGCGUUGCCUUGUCCCAGCGCCCAAAGGAUAUAUGACCCCAUUCCCAUGGCCCAAGAGUCGUGACUAUGUUCCCUUUGCCAAUGCACCGUACAAGAGCUUAACUGUUGAAAAGGCUGUCCAGAACUGGAUCCAGUAUGAGGGCAAUGUGUUCAGAUUUCCAGGAGGCGGAACGCAGUUUCCAAAUGGGGCUGAUGCUUAUAUUGAAGAACUUGCUUCUAUCAUUCCGUUGGAUAAUGGGGUGGUUAGAACUGCACUCGACACUGGAUGUGGGGUUGCAAGUUGGGGUGCAUACCUGUUCAAGAAAAAUGUUAUAGCCAUGUCAUUUGCACCCAGAGACUCUCAUGAGGCUCAAGUUCAGUUUGCACUGGAGCGAGGUGUCCCUGCAGUUAUUGGAGUUCUUGGGACCAUAAAACUGCCAUAUCCAACUAGAGCUUUUGACAUGGCUCACUGCUCUCGCUGCUUGAUACCAUGGGCUUCCAAUGGUGGGAUGUACAUGAUGGAAGUUGAUCGAGUUCUUAGACCCGGUGGUUAUUGGGUCCUUUCUGGUCCUCCCAUUAACUGGAUCAACAAUUACCAAGCAUGGCAGCGUCCAAAAGAAGAACUUGAGGAGGAGCAAAGGAAAAUUGAAGAGACUGCCAAACGUCUUUGCUGGGAGAAGAAGCAUGAAAAGGGAGAAAUUGCUAUAUGGCAAAAAAGAACCAACUAUGAUUCUUGCCAUGGCAAAGAUCUGGAGCCCGCAGUGUGCAAAUCCACAAAUCGAGAUGAUGUCUGGUACAAGAUAAUGGAGGCAUGUGUUACUCCAUACCCUGAAACUACUGAUCCAGAAGAAGUUGUGGGUGGGGCAUGGAAGCCAUUUCCAGAAAGAUUAAAUGCCAUUCCACACAGAGUUUCCAGUGGUUCAAUACCUGGAGUGUCAGCUGAUUCAUUUCAGGAGGACAACAAGACGUGGAGGAAACAUGUAAACUUUUACAAGACAGAGAACAAGAUUAUUGGUUCAGGGAGGUAUCGGAACAUCAUGGACAUGAAUGCUGGUCUGGGGAGUUUUGCUGCAGCUCUGGAAUCUCCAAAACUAUGGGUCAUGAAUGUCAUGCCCACAAUAGCUAAGAGAGACACUCUUGGUGUUAUUUAUGAGCGUGGGCUGAUAGGCAUAUAUCAUGAUUGGUGCGAAGCCUUCUCCACAUAUCCGAGGACAUAUGAUCUCAUUCACGCGCAUGGAGUUUUCAGCUUGUACAAGGAUAAGUGUAACAUGGAAGACAUUCUCCUCGAGAUGGAUCGUAUCCUACGACCAGAAGGAGCAGUCAUUUUCCGGGACGAAGUGGAUGUGCUGCUAAAGGUGAAGAGGAUUGUGGCAGGAAUGAGGUGGAACACAAAGAUGGUGGAUCAUGAGGAUGGUCCUCUGAUCACCGAGAAAGUUCUCUUCGCCGUCAAGCAGUACUGGGUUGCCGGCGAAAGCAGUUCUAUGUCCGCACCGCAGAUGGGUUAAAGAAAGGAUGACUAGAGUGCAGUUCUUGCAUGAACACUGCUGCUUUAGCCGUUCAAUGACAAAGAAACUCAUUCCGACUCACUUGCGCAUCCCCAGAGAGAGGUGUGAUAACGUGCAACCCUUCUAAUUUUAUGUACAGAUGACCCUAAUUCUUCAAACAAUCUAUAGUCCCUUAGCCUUUUCCUUUUUUCUUUUUCCUUUUUGUGCUUCUUCAAAUUCUUUUUUUCCUAAUGAAUUUUGCAGCACUGUUAAUGCUAACUGAGGCCGGUAUGCGUCUCCCUUGAACAUGACUCAUUAGCAUUCUGUUUGAGGGAAGCUACCGGCCUCUCUUUUGUAAUUCCACUUUCAGAUUUCUGGAACAAUCAUUUGUUA